Messenger RNA from Astyanax mexicanus (Mexican tetra), 1713 nucleotides. It is a transcript of the gene ptgis, whose product is annotated as prostaglandin I2 (prostacyclin) synthase. The transcript has 10 exons. Gene Ontology annotation, biological process: prostaglandin biosynthetic process. NCBI's taxonomy places the organism in Eukaryota, Metazoa, Chordata, Actinopteri, Characiformes, Acestrorhamphidae. The record is from RefSeq and is a predicted model, not a curated record. Bases 114 to 1553 code for a protein of 479 amino acids. Gene Ontology annotation, molecular function: prostaglandin-I synthase activity; monooxygenase activity; heme binding.
ACCUCUCUUUCUCACUGAGCAUUUCGUAAACUCUGGUGACGUUUAGCUGAACUCAGGUUUAAAUGGAAGUGAGCUCACAGUUUCUCUGAGGGCUUCACCUCGUCGUGUUCAGGAUGGUGGUGGCCACAGCUGCCCUGCUGCUCUCAACUCUGCUGCUUUUCACCUUCUUUUUCUUCAGACGCUCACGGAGGAGGAGUGAGCCUCCUCUGGAUAAAGGACGAGUCCCCUGGCUUGGUCAUGCUCUGGAGUUCGGGAGAGAUGCUGCUCAGUUCUUAAACAGGAUGAAACACAAGCAUGGAGACAUCUUCACUGUUUGUGUGGCUGGACAUUACGUGACUGUGCUGCUGGACUCCAAUUGCUAUGAUGCUGUUCUCAAGGACACACAGUCUCUGGAUCUGAGGCGUUACGCACAGGUUCUGAUGGAGAGGAUCUUCAGCCUUCGAUUGCCGAAUCAUGACCCAGAGUCUGAGAAGAUGAUGAUGGAAAAGCAAUUUAAAGGAUCCCAUCUCACCCAACUGUGCCGCUCCAUGCAGAAAAAUCUCAACUUCCUCCUGGCAUCAGAAACCACACAGAACCCAGCCGAGUGGAAAAAGGACAGGCUCUUCAACUUCUGUUACAAUGUGCUCUUCAAGGCUGGCUACCUCACCCUGUUUGGCACAAAGAACAACAACUGUGCUGAGUUAACUGAAGUUUAUGAGGAAUUCCUGCGGUUUGACAAGCUUCUAGCUAAACUGGCACGGCGCUCUGUGCAGAAAGGUGAGAUGACAAUUGCCAGCUCAGCUCGAGAGCGACUGUGGGACCUGCUAUGUCCAGCCUGGCUUGCUAAGGGGGCGGAGCCAGAGUCGUGGUUGCAGGCCUACCUACACCACUUAAAUGAGCAGAGCCUGGACAGCCACACCCAGAGACGAGCCUUGCUGCUCCAGCUGUGGGUUACACAGGGUAAUGCAGGUCCUGCUGCGUUCUGGCUGCUAGGCUUCCUGCUCACCCACCCCAAGGCUAUGAGAGCAGUGAGAGAGGAGCUGCAAGGCUUACAGCACCUCCCUCUGGACGAGAGAGAGAACACUCCAGUGUUCAACAGUGCCCUGAAGGAGACUCUACGCCUCACCGCAGCCGCCCUCAUCACCAGAGAUGUGGUACAGGAGAAAACAGUGCGUCUGAGCAGUGGCAGGGAAUACACUCUGCGACGUGGAGAUCGUCUUUGUCUCUUCCCCUUCCUGAGCCCACAAAUGGACCCGCUGAUCCAUUCUGAACCAGAGAAGUUCAAGUUUGACCGCUUUCUAAAUGCUGACGGGACAGCGAAGAGCGAGUUCUUUAAAGAAGGUCUGAAGAUGAGGUAUGGCACCAUGCCAUGGGGAGCCGGGAGCAACCUGUGUCCUGGGCGUCAUUUUGCUAUUAGUGCUUUAAAACAAUUUGUCUUCAUCUUUUUGAAGCAGUUUGAUCUGGAGCUGUGUGAUCGUAACGCGAGCAUGCCACCAGUGGACUCCAGCCGCUAUGGGUUUGGGAUUCUUCAACCAGAUGGAGAUUUGGAAAUCCGCUACAGACCUAGAAAAUGACUCCACAACAUCUCAAAUCCCAUUAGUACUGUAAAUAAUUCAGUAGUUUGCCUGUUUAUUUAAAUAUCUGCUUUUGUGUGUUCUUCAUUUUUGUAAUGUUAUUUUUUGUACGAUCUGUUAUUUAUUGGAAUAAUAAAGGUUGUCACAUGUUUUAAACACA